Topomyia yanbarensis is the source of this 798-nucleotide messenger RNA. RefSeq lists its product as uncharacterized. The record is from RefSeq and is a predicted model, not a curated record. Bases 1 to 798 code for a protein of 265 amino acids. The transcript is spliced from 4 exons. Lineage: Eukaryota; Metazoa; Arthropoda; Insecta; Diptera; Culicidae.
AUGCGACAGGAGCGGAAUUCGAUAAAGUUUGUUGGUGAUGACAAGAAAAAAGAUUUGAGUUAUGGCGAUGAGAAAAUCGGCGAACUUUUCAACCGUUUGCGAGCUGAUUUGGACAAUCCUGAGAGCGAUAGCGAUUCAGCUGAGAAUUUUUUGCUGGAAAUAAAGCAAAAGUAUUCUCAAGUAUUUUCAAAGGAUCUUACCUCGCCAAUCAUUGGUUUUGAGGCGGAUCUUGUAUCGAAGGACAAUACUCCUAUUUUUAAACGAGCGUAUGAAGUUCCAUUCAGACUUAGGGAGAAAGUUAUUGAGUAUUUAGGAAAAUUGGAAAAGGAAAAUGUUAUCACUCCUAUUAAAACAAGUGAGUGGGCUUCUCCCGUCGUCGUUGUUCCCAAAAAGGAUGCGCAGGAUAUUUUCGCAGAUUUAGCGGGUUGUAAAGUUUUCUGUGCCCUUGAUUUGGAAGGAGCGUAUACUCAACUUAUGCUGUCAGAAAAAUCCAGGAAGUUUGUGGUUAUCAACACGAUCAAGGGACUUUACACUUACAACAGGUUGCCUCAAGGAGCUUCAUCGAGUGCGGCGAUUUUUCAACAGGUGAUGGACCAGGUGCUGGCUGGAUUGAAACAUAUACGCUGCUAUUUGGAUGAUGUACUCAUAGCUGGAAAAGAUUUAGACGACUGUCGUAAGAAAGUUUCUGCCGUUUUAGAUAGGUUAGCUCAGGCAAACAUUAAGGUGAAUUGGAGUAAAUAUUGUGAUUGGAAACAUUCGGCUCACAGCUCAUCGAAACCAGCUAAAGGUGCCAAGUAA